Molecule: messenger RNA, 3923 nt
Organism: Mangifera indica (mango)
Lineage: Eukaryota; Viridiplantae; Streptophyta; Magnoliopsida; Sapindales; Anacardiaceae
Product: pentatricopeptide repeat-containing protein At3g63370, chloroplastic
Exons: 2
Coding region: 1-2934 (977 amino acids)
Biological process (GO): RNA modification
Molecular function (GO): zinc ion binding; RNA binding; protein binding
Source: RefSeq, a predicted model, not a curated record
AUGCGGCUAAACUAUUAUCCUGCGCACUACCUUCUCUUCUCAUGCAAGUACUCUCUUAUGGCAACUUCCUUCCCAAACUGUUGUAUCAAUGCUUCCACUUCAUCUCAUCAACCUCUUUUAAACGGUACCCACGCAAACCCACCUCCUAACAUUCCAAAUAUUUUCCUAAAUUCCAUUAAAUCUCCGUCUCUCAAACAGAUUUGUAGCCAAGGCAACCUUAAGGCAGCUUUUCAAUCUUUAAGUUAUCUGUUUACUGAUAGUAACUCGCUUGUGAUUUCCCCGGAUGAAGCUUAUGCACAAGUACUGGAGCUAUGUGCCAGCAGGAAAGCCCUCUUGCACGGCAGACAAAUUCAUGGCCGUUUGAUCAAAUCUUAUAAUGGUAUUUGUGAAUCGUUGUUUUUGGGUACUAAACUUGUGUUUAUGUAUGGGAAAUGUGGUUGUAUUAUUGACGCGGAAAAGGUUUUUGAUAAAAUGUCUGAAAGAACGAUUUUUACCUGGAAUGCUUUGUUAGGGGCUUAUGUUUCAUAUGGGGAACCUUUGAGAGCUCUUAAAACGUAUAGAGAAAUGCGGGUUUUGGGUAUUCCUCUUGACGCUUGUACUUUUCCUUGCGUACUUAAAGCUUGUAGUGUGCUUAGAGAUCUUAAUUGUGGAGCUGAAAUUCAUGGUUUAAUCAUUAAAUGUGGCUAUGAUUCUGUUGUUUUUGUUGUCAAUUCUCUUGUUGCUAUGUAUGCAAAGUGCCGUGAGCUUGUUAAAGCGAAGCAAUUAUUUGACAGGGUGGGUGAAAAAAAUGAUGUUGUGUUAUGGAAUUCUAUAAUUUCAGCAUAUUCUGCUAGUGGGCACAACAUAGAGGCAUUAGACGUCUUCAGAAGUAUGCCAAAAGCUGGUCUUGUUACCAAUUCUUACACUUUUGUUGCUGCUCUUCAAGCAUGUGAGGAUUCUUUAUUCAAAAAACUGGGUAUGGAAAUUCAUACUGCUAUUUUGAAAUCAAGUCAGAAACUUGAGGUUUAUGUGGGAAAUGCUUUGAUUGCUAUGUAUGCUAGAUGUGGUAAAUUGACUAAAGCUGAACGAGUGUUUAAUUCAUUGGAGGACAAGGAUGAAGUGUCAUGGAAUUCCAUGCUCUCUGGUUUUGUUCAAAAUGGUAUGUAUGCUGAAGCUAUGCAAUUCUUUCAUGAUUUGCAACGAGCUGGUCACCAACCUGACCAGGUUUCCGUUAUAAGUGCUCUUACAGCAUCUGGGCGAUUGGGUAAUUUAUUAAAUGGAAUGGAAUUACAUGCCUAUGCAAUAAAACGAGGUGCUGCUGCUGAUUUGCAGGUUGGUAAUACUCUUCUAGAUAUGUAUGCAAAAUGUUUUCGUCCAAGAUACAUGGACUCUGUUUUUGAUCAGAUGCAUGUAAAGGAUUUCAUUUCUUGGACAACUAUUAUCGCUGGCAAUGCUCUGAACAAUUGUCAUGGAAGGGCUUUAGCAUUGUUCAGGAAAGUUCAGACAGAAGGGGUUGAGGUGGAUACUUUGAUGAUAGGAAGCGCCUUAACGACUUGUAUUGGAUUAAAAUGCAUGUCUAAAGUGAAAGAAAUACAUGGUUACAUUAUCAGAAAAGGUUUAUCUGAUCUUGUGCUACAAAAUUCCAUUGUUGACGUAUAUGGAGAGUGUGGAAACAUUAUUUAUGCUAGAAAAAUGUUUCAGUCGAUUCAGUCUAAAGAUAUUGUGUCUUGGACAAGCAUGAUGUCAACUUACGACCAUAAUGGACUUGCAAAUGAAGCUCUGGAAAUUUUCUACUUAAUGAAUGAAAGUGAAACUAAUGUUGAACCGGAUUCUAUAGCAAUAGUGUGCAUACUCUCUGCUGCUGCUAGUUUGUCUGCCUCAAAGAAAGGAAAACAAAUUCAUGGUUUUAUCAUCAGGAAGGGCUUCAGUUUAGAGGGAUCUUUAGGAAGCUCUCUUGUGGAUAUGUAUGCCCGUUGUGGAGAUCUAGAGAAGGCUUAUAAGGUAUUUGAUAGUCUCCGCAAUAAAGGUGUUGUUCUAUGGACAAGUAUGAUCAAUGCAAACGGACUGCAUGGCCAUGGCAAAGCUGCCAUUGAUCUAUUUUAUAAGAUGGAGAGCGAAAACAUCGCUCCCGACCAUAUAACUUUUCUGGCACUUCUUUAUGCUUGCAGCCAUUCUGGAUUGAUCAAUGAGGGCAAAACAAUUAUUGAUCUUAUGAGAUGUGAAUAUAGAUUGGAGCCAUGGCCGGAACACUAUGCUUGCAUUGUUGAUCUACUUGGUCGUGCAAACCGUCUGGAAGAGGCAUACCUAUUUGUUAAAAGUAUGCAAACGGAGCCUCAUGCUGAAAUUUGGAGUGCUCUUCUGAGAGCCUGUCAGAUUCACUCUAAUAAAGAACUAGGAGAAAUUGCAGCACGAAAGCUAUUAGAAUUGGAUCCAGGGAAUCCUGGAAAUUAUGUGCUUGUCUCCAAUGUCUUUGCCGCUAGUGGUAGAUGGAAAGAUGUUGAAGAAGUGAGAAUGAGAAUGAAGGAAAGUGGGUUGAAGAAAACGCCCGGAUGUAGUUGGAUGGAGAUUGGAAAUAGGCUUCAUACGUUCAUUGCAAGAGACAAGUCUCAUCCGGAAUCUAAUGAGAUAUACCAAAAGUUGACUCAAAUUACCAAGAUAUUGGAGAAUGAAGCAGGCUAUGUGGCUCAAACUAAAUUUGUCUUCCAUAACGUGGAGGAAGAGGAGAAGGUUCAGAUGCUAUAUGGUCAUAGUGAAAGGCUGGCCAUCGCAUAUGGUCUACUUAAGUCUACAAAGGGAGCCACCAUUCGCAUUACGAAGAACCUUCGUGUUUGUGGUGAUUGCCAUGUUUUUUGCAAGCUUGUUUCAAGGUUCUUUGAACGAGAACUUGUUGUGAGGGACGCCAACAGAUUUCAUCAUUUUAAGGAUGGGAUUUGCUCUUGUGGAGAUUUCUGGUAACAUUUACUAUUAUGUUGAAUGAUUAAAUUAUGAAAGACUUCAUAGCUUCAUUCUUGCUGAUGACUAUCGUUGGAGUCACUUGUAAAUGGAGGAGCCACCAGACUAUAUGAGGAAAGUUUUCGAUGGAUAAGACUCUAACCACUGAGGAACUUUUUUUUCUCAAAGCACAGGGCUUGCGUAUUGGAGGUUCUUUAUACCUCAUACUUGGAGAUGUGAAGAAAACAAGCCACAGAAAAGUGAAAAUAUGCAAGAGCUUUAAGUUAGAAGAACGAUGAAGAUGAUUGGGAUCUUGACCAAGGAUCUGAUUCUGAUUCUGGGGUUGUGCGGUUUUGGUUCCUCAGUCUUCACUCUCUCUCACACGCCAAGUCAAAGUUGAAAAUCCCCAGACAUGUGCAACCGAAACCAAUAUUCUGAGAAAUCUUUAAUUAGAAGAGGGUCUAGUGACAAGCGCUGAGCAGCUAAUUUUUCUUCUGCAGAUUAUUUCAGUUUAUGUACUUGUAGAUAAAGCCAGGACCACUCUAGAGCCUACAAAAUUUUCAGCCUACUACUUCUGGUGCUGCGGCUGUCCUGCAAUAUUGCAAAGGGAGGGAGAGAAAGAAGAGAGACAGAGGGGUCGAUAUAAAUAGGCUUCAAUAUCUGAACAUAUAUUCAUUAGCCCCAUGCUCUAAAUUUUCAGCUACUCAUCGAUCCUGGCAUUGCUUUUGUUUAAUCAGAAAUUCGCAGGCGCGCUCUAUGAUAUAGCCCUAACCAGUUGUCACCUAGCCUUUCAGACCACCUAAAUGAAACUGGGUUCGUGAUCUGGCUCCAAAUCCACCCAUUCUCUCUCUUAAAUAAAAGAUGGGAUAUGCUGCCCGCAAGGGUAGUUUGAUUAAAAGGAGAGAGGAGUCUAAGAACAUGAUGAGAGAGUAUGGUUUAAGUUUUGGUGGAUUAUAUUUUAAAAUUAAAUUCUUAAUUUUUUUAAUGCAGUAGUUAUUUGAUUGAUUAUUGAA